CGCUUUCUCGAGCCUGGAGUGAGUGCACUUUGCAAGGACACCGGAGAGGGGGCACGUCCGCGCUCCCACUUCCUCCCGGCGCCGCCUCUGAUUGGCUCCUGGGCAUAUAAGGCACCAGUGAAUGAGCCGCCGGCCCUCGCAGAAACUUGCUUGAGGUCUUGGGGUGGCAUCGCCCUUUUCGUCCGCGUCCACCCGCAGACGAGCCGCCCCGGGGGAGGAUGAGGACGUCCUGCGUGGUGCUCACCGCUCUGGUGGCGCUGGCCGCCUACUACAUCUACAUCCCCCUGCCCAGCUCCCUGUCCGACCCCUGGAAGCUGAUGCUGCUGGACGCGACUUUCCGGGGCGCACAGCAAGUGGUGGUUCCAUGGGGGCAUUUUGGGGGUUUCGCAUUCGCCGCCUUGCUAGCAGCCGCGGGCUCGCUCCGUGUCUCCUUGUCUGCGUGGGCGACGGAGAAGAGUAACCUGAUACACUACCUGGGCCUGAGCCAUCACCUGCUCGCACUGAAUUUUAUCAUCGGUUCUUUUGGCAAGAAAAGCGCAUGGUCAACUGCCCAGGUGAAUGUGACCGACACUGACUUUGACGGCGUGGAAGUCAGAGUGUUUGAAGGCCCUGCAAAGCCAGGAGAGCCACUGAAACGCAGCGUUGUUUAUAUCCACGGGGGAGGCUGGGCCUUGGCAAGCGCAAAAAUCAGAUAUUAUGAUGAACUGUGUACAGCAAUGGCUGAGGAGUUGAAUGCUGUCAUUGUCUCCAUUGAAUACAGGCUCGUUCCAAAGGUUUAUUUUCCUGAGCAAAUUCACGAUGUUGUACGGGCCACGAAGUAUUUCAUGCAGCCGGAAGUCUUACAGAAGUAUUCGGUGGACCCAGGCAGAAUUGGCGUUUCUGGUGACAGUGCUGGUGGGAAUUUGGCCGCUGCCCUGGGCCAACAGUUUAGUCAAGAUGCCAACUUGAAAAACAAGCUCAAAGUGCAAGCUUUAAUUUAUCCAGUCCUCCAAGCUUUGGAUUUUAACACACCCUCCUAUCAGCAAAAUGUGAACACCCCAAUCCUGCCCCGUUAUGUCAUGGUGAAGUACUGGGUGGAUUACUUCAAAGGCAACUAUGACUUUGUCCAGGCCAUGAUAGUGAACAAUCACACUUCACUCGAUGUGGAAGAGGCUGCUCCCCUCAGGGCCCGCCUAAACUGGAUGUCCCUCUUGCCCAAAUCCAUCACCAAGAACUACCAGCCUGUUGUGCAGGCCACCGGCAACACCAGGAUUGUCCAGGAGAUCCCUCAGCUGCUGGAUGCCCGUGCUGCCCCACUCAUCGCUGACCAGGAGGUCCUGCAGCACCUCCCCAAGACCUACAUCCUGACCUGUGAGCACGAUGUGCUGAGAGACGAUGGGAUCAUGUAUGCAAAGCGCUUGGAGAGUGCAGGCGUGGAGGUGACCCUCGACCACUUCGAGGAUGGCUUCCACGGGUGCAUGAUUUUCACCAGCUGGCCCACCAACUUCUCCGUGGGCAUCCGGACUAGGAAUAGCUACAUUAAGUGGCUGGAUAAAAACCUGUGAAGGAGUAGAGUUUCUAGAAUGCUUGUGCCCUUCUUGACCACCUGCACCUGCUUUGGAAAGACGUGUACUUUUUAGUCGACUCAUUUCCCCCUCUUACCUGUGAGUUAUGGAAUCUCUGUCCCCUGCUUUAUGUUAAUUUAAUUUUCAAAGCUGCGUUUGACUAACGGAAGUGCAAGAACAUCUAAAUCUGGUUCUCCAGGUGGGCCGGUCUCUCUGUUCUUGUUUUAGCCAAACUGCUGCGAGUACCCAUCACUGCGGAGAGCAGGACUAGGAGCUGGAAAUAGCUGUGGGUCCUGCCUUCAUCAAGAAGUUCUUAGAAGAAAUAGCUCCACCUCUGGAGGAGACAGUCACCUUUAAUGAGUUCAGGAAGGAUGGGCUCUUCUUCAGUGUGCUAGAGUUUACUUUGAGGUCAGAGCACUAUUAAAUGCGUGUCCUGGAAGGUCAGCGCUGGGUACCAAGUGCCCUCUGUCCUUUGUGGAUGGAUGGUUUAUUUCCUAUGGGAAUUUCGGCACAGGUGUUCUAGCAAGGACAAGUUUCUCAAAUGACGUUCUUCCUUUAGAGUGUUAAUUUUAUGAGAUAGCUAUAAGUCCAGUUGGAUUAUGAUGAUACUUGAAUGUUACUUUCUACCACUAUUAUUAGAAAAUAUAAGGCUGCAUGCAUUAGAUGUCUAUACAUUGUUGGGUUGUUUUUUUUGUUAUGCCAUCUCCUAGGGGGAGAACUUUUGGGACCAAAUUUAUUUAAAUUUAGAAUAAAUUUUCCAUUGUAGAACAAGUAAAAACAAAUGAACCAACCUAUUGUUUUCAUAAUGAAUACUUCUGACAUAAAUUACCAAGAGUGGUGCGUAUAUAUUUGGAAUAGUCAGAAAAAAGGAUAGGUUUAAUAAUAGUUAAAAUUAGGAAAAACAUUGUGGAGGGUCUAGCUUAUUCUUGAAAACUCAACCCUUUCACUCUCAUAGCUUUAAAAUGGGGCUAUUUUGGUAUAUAUAUAUAUAAUGUAUUGUUUAUUUUUUUAAGUUAUUUAAUGUUCAUAUAUGUAGCUAGACUCAAGAUUUUUCAGAAUAAAGUUGAUAAUGAGUAUUAAAAAUAAUAUUUUUAAAAAGCUACCUGAGAAUUAUAUCCACAUGUUAAUUUAUGGAAAAAGGUAAAAUAGCUAUUCAUUCUACUAUACAUUAGGCCUAAGUAUUUUGAUGUUCACAUGCAUAUACAAAUUAAGAUAAUUAGAAACUACGACUCCACCUAGUAAAGUCAUCUAAGUUGAUAGUUGAUAGCUUAGGCAAGACACACACUGCUCAUUUCUGCUCUCAAUGGUCAAAGGAACACUAGCUCCUCUUCUUCUGGGUGAAGGGCAGACGUUGGCACCUGGUUCCUACACUCUCAUCUCCUUCCAUCAGGUCUGGAAGUUCCAAUAACCUGAGUUUAACUUGAUGUAAAGCCUUCACUGCCAGUGGGAACAUCUUGGCAUCACAGGGAACUCCAAUUCGGAUGUGAGUUGAGUACCUCUGCUCUCUUUCCUGCCACACGCAUGUCUCCCCCAAUCCCUGCCUCUUUCAGGGACUGCGGAGAGCAGACGUCUAGCCAAGUAAUGAUACAAUUUAAUCAUGUAUCAUUAGGGGGGAGGAAGUAGAACCUUUUGCUCAUUUGAAAGAUGGGUAUUUCCCACUUCUGGCAAUGAAAUAAAUGAAAAUUUGCAGUUAUUUUUUUAUUUGUUGUACAAAACAAGUAAAUGCAACAGUGUGUGUAAAAUAAUAGUCAUACCAAUUAGUGUGCUAAUGUACUCAGGCAAGUCACUCACUGCCUCUGGGCCUCUUUUCUCUUUCCUCUAAAAUCAGAGAAUUGAUUACUUGACCUAUGAGGUUUCUUCCAACUAUAAAUUCCAACCACUUUUGUAAGGCUGGCAAACUGUGUGUAUUGACCUCUUCUUCUACCAUGUUUUCUUGUAGGUCAUUUAUUCCAUAUACACAGACACAUACUUCAUCAAAGGUAUUUUUUCUUAAAAAUUAGGAUUUUAGUUCUUACUCUCUUACAGCCACCCUCUUUGUUUAAUAUUAUGUUUUGUGGGUGUUUUUUUUUUUUAUAACCUUUGAGGUUAUCUACCUCUAAUAAAGCAAAGAAAAUAUAAUAUAUGCACAGAAUUCCUUAAAAUGGUAUCUCCUCCCCCUAGGAUUAUAAGCCAAAUCCAGUAGUAAUUAUAGACAGCAGAUGACUCCAGAUUUCUAAAGGGAUCUCUCAGAUGAAAAGGGCAUGAAAGAAAAAGGGGUCAAGCACUCUUUCUGAUGAAAUACUUGAGUUUCAUUUAAGCUUUUAUAUGUGUGA
This is a messenger RNA of Myotis davidii, 3856 nucleotides long. It is a transcript of the gene NCEH1, whose product is annotated as neutral cholesterol ester hydrolase 1. Lineage: Eukaryota; Metazoa; Chordata; Mammalia; Chiroptera; Vespertilionidae. Gene Ontology annotation, cellular component: membrane. Bases 219 to 1544 code for a protein of 441 amino acids. Gene Ontology annotation, molecular function: carboxylic ester hydrolase activity. The record is from RefSeq and is a predicted model, not a curated record. The transcript has 6 exons.